This is a messenger RNA of Baudoinia panamericana UAMH 10762, 816 nucleotides long. RefSeq lists its product as uncharacterized. The record is from RefSeq and is a predicted model, not a curated record. Gene Ontology annotation, biological process: NAD+ biosynthetic process. Lineage: Eukaryota; Fungi; Ascomycota; Dothideomycetes; Mycosphaerellales; Teratosphaeriaceae. The transcript is spliced from 2 exons. Bases 1 to 816 code for a protein of 271 amino acids. Gene Ontology annotation, molecular function: nicotinate-nucleotide adenylyltransferase activity; nicotinamide-nucleotide adenylyltransferase activity.
AUGUCUCUGGACGACUACACAUUCCCACACUCACGCCUACGACGACGGAUCACAACACCCGAUCGAACACCACUCGUGCUCAUCGCCUGCGGCUCCUUCAGCCCCAUCACCUUCCUUCACCUCCGCAUGUUCGAAAUGGCCGCCGACUACGCCCGCUUCAACACCGAGUUCGAAGUGGUGGGCGCAUACCUGUCUUGCGUCGGCGACGCAUACAAAAAGACCGGCCUCGUCAAGGCCGAGCACCGGAUCAACAUGUGCAGUCUGGCGGUCGCGCAGAGCUCGUGGAUUAGCGUUGACCCGUGGGAGGCCUUGCAUGAGGAGUACCUGGAGACGGCGAAGGUGCUGGAUCACUUCCACCAUGAGAUCAACGAGGUGUUGGGUGGGGUGGAGACGCCGGAGGGCAGGAAGCAAUGCCGUAUUGCGUUGCUGGCCGGCGCGGAUCUGAUACAGACCAUGAGUACACCGGGCGUGUGGGCGGAUAAAGAUAUUGAAUACAUUCUGCGGAACUUUGGCGCUUUCAUCGUGGAGCGCUCGGGCACCGAUAUCGACGAAGCUCUCUCCACCCUCCAAACCUACAAAUCCAACAUUUUCGUCAUCCAACAACUUGUGCAAAACGACAUUUCGUCUACCAAGAUCCGGCUUUUCCGUCGGCGAGACAUGUCUAUCAGAUAUCUCGUCCCGGAGCCCGUGGUCAAUUACAUCGAGGAGCACGACUUGUACGAGGAAGACGGCGCCGCAAGUACCGGCUCCGGCAGCGGUGACAAGCGAAAGCCGGGCGAGAGCAAAGGCGUAGCAGGCCCAAGCUCUGCUGGCUGA